Messenger RNA from Cryptosporidium ubiquitum, 2451 nucleotides. RefSeq lists its product as uncharacterized. Gene Ontology annotation, molecular function: magnesium ion transmembrane transporter activity. Gene Ontology annotation, biological process: magnesium ion transport. The transcript has a single exon. Bases 1 to 2451 code for a protein of 816 amino acids. Gene Ontology annotation, cellular component: membrane. The record is from RefSeq and is a predicted model, not a curated record. Lineage: Eukaryota; Apicomplexa; Conoidasida; Eucoccidiorida; Cryptosporidiidae.
AUGUGGUAUUUUGGAAUAUUUACAGCUUUAUUAUCAUCAAUAUUAGGUGGAUUAGGUGAUAAUUUGAUAAGGUUAAGUUUCAUUCUAGAAGAGGAGUUAUGUCCUAAAAAAAAAAGACCAAUUGUUUUAAGACCAAUUUGGUUAUUAGGAGUUUUUUUUUCAUGUAUAUUGAAUGCAAUAUUAAUAAUAAUAAGUCUGAAUUUUGCAUCUGCUAUGAUAGUAACUCCAUUUUCUGGUUUACAUAUAUUUUGGAGUAUUAUAUUUAGUAAAUAUAUGUUAAAUGAAGAAAUUAAAUCAAGACAUUAUAAAGGUACUGGUUUGGUAAUUGCUGGAUUAUUAAUUAUAAUACUUUUUGGUAUUAAAGAUGUACCGGUUUAUAGUGUAGAAGAGCUCAGUAUUUUAUAUACUAAACCAAAGUUUAUUUUAUACUGUCUUUCAAACAUUUCAUUUAUUUUAGUUUGUACAUAUUUAUCAUUUUUUGGAUUGGAUGGGAAUGAAGAAAUUAAGUACAAAAAUGAGUUAGGUUUAAGCAAUACUAAUAAUUGUGGUAAUAUUAAAAAUGAUAAUCGUAAUUUUUUUAAUAAUACUGAGAAAGAUAAUAAUAGCAAUAAUGUUAAUAGAAAAUCCAGUCAAGAUAUUAUUAUUUUAAAUAAAAAUACCUUGCAUUUAAAAAUUUCUAAUAUAAAGGAUUAUCUGACUAAAAAUAAAUAUUUUAAGUAUGAUAAAAGUAUCCCAGAUAUGGAUAAUUCUGAUAAUAACAUAAUUGAAACAUUGAAUAUUCCAAGUAAUCAUAUUGUGAAUGAAACAUGUAUGAAUAGUAAUUCUAACAUUAAAUAUGGAUUUGGGAGAGAAGACAAUACUACAGAAGAUUUUAAGGAAGGGUUAUAUAAUAAAAUGGUUAAUUAUAUAAAUAUAAUAGAAAAAAGGUUUGAAGUAAUUAAUUCAAUAUUUUUUGAAUUAACAAAGAAAUUUCCAAGAAUUGAAAUUUCUACAGCAAUAAAAAGAUUUUGUAUUUGUUCUGUAUCAGGACUUGUUGGAGGAUAUACAAACGUUUUAGUACAGAAUUUAAUCCAAAUUAUACUAAUUGAUGGAAUAUAUGUUCUUUUUCAUAGAUUAACUUAUCAACUUUUAUUUAUAAUAUUUAUUACAGGAUCAAUACAAUGGGCAUUUUGGAAUACUGCAUUAUCCAAAUUUCAAGCUAUUUUUGUGGUUCCAAUAGUUAAUUCAGUAUUAAUAGCAUCUAGUGGAUUUUGUAAUUUAAUGCUUUAUUAUGAUAAACAAUAUAUAUCAAAUUCUAUAUUGGGACUCUUUUUCCAAAUCAACUUUUUAUUUGGACAAUUUCUUAUUGUAUUGGGAAUUUAUAUUAUAAGCAGAGCAAAUAGAAAUGUAACAAAUGAAAAUAAUGAAUUAAAUAAUGUAAAUGAAUCGGCUAAUUCAUUUAAUGAAGAUGAUAUUUUUGACUUCACUGAAACUUCUCAAAAACCUGAUCCCAAUAAUAACAAACUCUCUUUAUAUUUACAAUCCAAAUUUUCUUAUUUUUCAGAAAUUACUCAUUUCUUCAAAGUUAAAAAAGAAAAAAUAAACUCUUCAUUAGAAAGUCUUCUUGGAUUAUCUAGAAACCAAAAUUUAUCCAAUAAUUACUCAAAUCCUUCGCUUCCAAACACUAAAUAUCUAAACAAUAUUAGUCAAUUUCAUAUUGACAAUACUAUCAUUCUUCCUCAAGAAGAAUAUAAUGAUAAUCAACUUGCAUGCAUUCAUGUGGAUAAUAAUCAGGCGGCAAUAACUAAUACCGGUAUUGAAGAAGAAAAAUGCCAUAUUGAUAUGGAAGAUAAUUACACGUCAUUUAAUGACAGUAUUUUGAAUAAUCAGUUAAUUGAAGGAAAUCGUCAAGAAGAUAUGGAUUUUGUCAGCCAGCAGAUACUUGUAUCAGCUAAUACUGAAUAUUCAUCGAGUAUUUUAAAUCAACUGGAAGAUGUGACAGGUAAUGAAUAUCACAAAAGGUGCGGAAUUGAGUUAGAAUCAUAUGUUUUGGAUGAGUAUGAUAUUGAUGAUUUUGAGAUACCUUUUUCAAACCAGGAUUAUACAUCAAAAGGAGCAUUAAUGGUACAACAAACAACCCAAUAUCAAGAUUAUGUUAAUGAACAAAUGAAUAAUCACUCAAUUUUGAGUUUUGGCGAUGAUAUAUUGGAGGAAAAUAAUACAAAAAACUAUUAUCAAGGUGAUUUAAUGAAUACUGGAGAAAUUGAAUACACUGAAGAUUUUAAUAAUAAUAAUAAUUAUUAUAAUGAUGUAAAUAGUAACAAUAUUAAUAACAAUUCCGAUUUUACUUAUAAUUUAAAUAAUGAAAAUCAUUCUGUAGCUCAUGAUUCAAAAUUUGAUUGUAAUCCAAGUCUUUCAACAUGUUCAACUAAUUCUACAAUGUUGAAUUCCAUUAUUACUAAUGUUUUAUGA